Molecule: messenger RNA, 1362 nt
Organism: Saprolegnia parasitica CBS 223.65
Lineage: Eukaryota; Oomycota; Saprolegniomycetes; Saprolegniales; Saprolegniaceae
Exons: 6
Coding region: 1-1326 (441 amino acids)
Biological process (GO): amino acid transmembrane transport
Molecular function (GO): amino acid transmembrane transporter activity
Source: RefSeq, a predicted model, not a curated record
AUGGGCCGACCAAGCGACGCGAAGGGUCUCUUGCCGCCGCUCAAGACGCCAACGCACCAGCCGCUGUCGACGUGGGAGGUCACCUUGCACUUGCUCAAGGGCAACAUUGGCGCGGGCGCGCUCUCGCUCCCGUACGCAUUUGCAAAAGCAGGCGUAUACGUCGCGCCAGUGGUCUACUUGUUUAUCGUGCGCCUGCUCGUACUUGGCCUCGAUGCUGAUGGCGACAAGCUGCAGCCCGAACGCGGCAUGACGUUUGGCGACGUGGGCGGCGAGCUCCUUGGGAAGCACGGGAAGCGCGCCGUCAACGUCUUCCUCGUCGGGACGCAGCUGAGCUUUUGCUGCGUCUUCUUCACCGUCGUCGCGACCAACCUGCAUGCCAUCUUGCCAGCCAAACUCAGCCACGUCUUUCAAGAGCGGCAACUCAUCUUGCUCAUCUUCCCGAUCCUCCUGGGUCUCUCUUGGAUUCGCUCGCUGCACAAGAUCACGCCCUUCUCGGCCCUCGCGACAUUGGCAGUGCUUCUUGGGAUCGCCAUCGUCUUUUACUACUCGUACGUCUACGCCAGCGCCGCGCAUGCGCCGCCGCCGGUUGUGACGACGUUCAGCUGGUCCCGGCUUCCCGCGUUUUACGGCACGGCCGUCUACUCGUUUGAAGGCAUUGGGCUCAUCUUGCCGCUGGAGAAGGACAUGCACGACCGACGGCGCUUCCGCGGCGUGCUGCUGCGCACGAUGGCGUUCAUCCUAAUCCUCUUUCUCUUCCUCGGCGAGGUGCCAGUCCUUGCAUUUGGGUCGAUUGAGAACGGCAGCAUGACCGCCGUGCUGCAGAUGUACUUUCCCGGCUGGUCGGUCACAAUCGCGAACUUGCUCCUCGCAAUCGCGUGCUUGUUUCUCUUGGAGAAGCUCCUCGCGCGCAAAGGCUACCUCACGCCCAGCAUCCAGUCGUACAGCGACGUCGUGCCGCCCCGGAGCCUUGUGUGUCCCACGCGCUGCGCGCCGGUCGAGCCGCCCGUGCCACAAUGGCUCGAGAACGUGCUGGCAACGUCGCAGUACGAAGUGCGGCGAACGCUCUUUCGGUCGAUGCUGGUCACGUGCUUGAUGCUGGUCGCGAUCUGCGUCCCGAAUGUCGGCCUUCUCAUUAGCCUCUUUGGCUCGGUGGGCUCGAGCAUGCUGGCCGUGAUCUUGCCGCCCGUGUUCUACCUCGCCCUCGAACGCGACCGCGUCUGCCUUGCGUCGUGGGCGCUGCACCUUGGCAUCGUCGCCGUCGGCUGCGUCGGCAUGGUUGCCGGGACCAUUCAAGCGCUCGACGAUAUCAUUGCUACCUUCCAAUAAGCAGAGACAAAGUUAUGAUGUACCUUGGUGACAGAG